AUGUACAAAACAGCUACGAUUCUCUGCAAAGCCUCCAUCUACACUCGACUCAGUACGGGAGAAGUUGUCAGAACAGCGGGCGUGCAUUCGGGUCCACCAGAUCCGUCAGCCGUUGAGGUUGCGAGACUUACCACCAAGAUCAAGCGACGUUGCGAGGAAUCCAACGAGACUCCGUCUGCAUUGGUCGACUCCGUUCUGUCGACGGCCACGACGGCUACUUUGGGACGCUUGCUGCCGCCGCCCACGAUAUCCAGGCUGAUCAACCGGCAUCGAAACGCUUUCUCGGGUGCUCCGAGCAACCCCGCUUGCCGAGCCUCCAUCGUACUAUCCGAGCAGUAUCGGAUGUAUGAGAGUGAGCCAGGGACAUUCGAGAACUUCCUCGUGGCAGAUACCGGUGUUGGAGACGAAUACCGGAUCAUGAUUUUCGGUAGAGAAUCCACGAAAUCUCGGAUCGGCCAUGUCGACAAGUUGUAUGUCGACGGUACCUUCAACCUGGCGCCACCGCUCUUUGCACAGGUGUCUGUCAUCCUGGCAGAGAGAUCGAGGUGCGUAACGCCGGUCGCAUACGCUCUGCUCCCGGAUAAAACCGGUGAGACCUACACUAGGAUGCUGAGGCUAGUGAAAGAGGCUUGGCCCGCUCUGAAUCCGUCCAGCGUUGUCAUGGACUAUGAAAGAGCCAUGGUGAACGCAAUCCGGGAAUUUUUCCCAAUGGAUGUCUCCAUUCACGGAUGCUUCUUUCACCUAGUGAAGAACGUCAAACUUCGCGUGGCCCGAGAAGGAUUGUGGAGCCGGUACACGAGCGACGACUCUUUCUCGCUGAAGGCCCGAAUGAUUGCUGCCUUAGCCUUCGUCGUGCCGACUGAAAUCGAUAACGCAGUCUCUGAACUCGCACCCGUGCUGCCCGCCGAGCUGAUUCCUGUCCUGAAUUACUUCGAAGACGUGUAUAUCGGACGUCUCAACGGAGUUAGGCCAGAUGGCACUCUGAUCCGAAGAGCUCCGCAGUUUCCGAUCGAGAUGUGGUCGGUGUGA
Galendromus occidentalis (western predatory mite) is the source of this 1029-nucleotide messenger RNA. RefSeq lists its product as uncharacterized. The record is from RefSeq and is a predicted model, not a curated record. NCBI's taxonomy places the organism in Eukaryota, Metazoa, Arthropoda, Arachnida, Mesostigmata, Phytoseiidae. The coding region runs from base 1 to 1029 and encodes 342 amino acids. The transcript is spliced from 2 exons.